AUGAAUUCUCCCAACUCAACCGAGACACUCACCGAUUCACCACUGUCCACGUCACUGGAACCACCACAGUUCAGCAUGUUCAAAGCCACUGAAAUCGCCGCAGCAGCAGCUGCAUGUGCUGAAGCCGAAUGCUACGAACAGCUCGAACAAUUGAAGAAAACCGAAGUCGUCCCACUUCUCAUGGAAUGGUUUGUACAACAACAACAGAUUAUUUGUGCCAAUCCAACUGAAGUGGCUGCAAAACUCCGCAAGAUGGUCGCUGGUGGAGCUAGAAAGACAGUAGUGAUCAGUGAUUUCGACUACACUCUUUCUCGUUUUGCAAAUGAGAAAGGAGAACGUCUCUCGACUACUCACGGAGUUUUCGACGACAAUGUGAUGCGGCUGAAUCCGGCUCUCGGACAGCAGUUCGUGGAUUUGAAGAACAAGUAUUAUCCGAUUGAGUUCUGCCCAAUAUUGACUCAGGAGGAGAAGAUUCCUCAUAUGGAAAAGUGGUGGGGAACAUCUCAUUCAUUGAUUGUCAAUGAGAAAUUCUCAAAGAACACAAUCGAAGAUUUCGUUCGUCAAUCGAGAAUAGUUUUCAAGGAUGGAGCCGAGGAUUUCAUUCAAUCACUCGAUGCACACAACAUUCCACUCGUCAUUUUUAGUGCUGGAAUCGGAAACAUCAUUGAGUAUUUCUUGGAGCAGAAACUCGGAGCAAUUCCACGUAACACUCACUUCAUUUCCAACAUGAUUCUUUUCGACGAGGAGGAGAAGGCUUGCGCAUUCUCGGAGCCAUUAAUUCAUACAUUCUGUAAGAAUUCGUCUGUAAUUCAAAAAGAGACCUCGUUCUUCCACGAAAUCAAUGGAAGAGUCAAUGUCAUUCUUCUCGGAGAUUCGAUGGGAGAUAUUCAUAUGGAUGUUGGAGUUGAACGUGAUGGACCAACUCUCAAAGUUGGAUAUUAUAAUGGAUCGCUCGACGACACCGCCGCUCUCAAGCACUACGAAGAAGUCUACGAUAUUGUGCUGAUCCACGAUCCAACUUUGGAUGUCGCUCAAAAGAUUGUCGAUAUGAUCAACUCUACUCACUAA
Messenger RNA from Caenorhabditis remanei, 1068 nucleotides. RefSeq lists its product as uncharacterized. The transcript is spliced from 3 exons. The record is from RefSeq and is a predicted model, not a curated record. Gene Ontology annotation, molecular function: 5'-nucleotidase activity; magnesium ion binding. The coding region runs from base 1 to 1068 and encodes 355 amino acids. Gene Ontology annotation, cellular component: cytoplasm. Lineage: Eukaryota; Metazoa; Nematoda; Chromadorea; Rhabditida; Rhabditidae.